Messenger RNA from Acanthoscelides obtectus, 420 nucleotides. The record is from the annotation of a GenBank genome assembly. NCBI's taxonomy places the organism in Eukaryota, Metazoa, Arthropoda, Insecta, Coleoptera, Chrysomelidae.
AUGAAUGUCAAGGGUUAUAGAAUUUAUGAUCCAGUGAAGAAUAUUGUAACAACCAGUAUAGACGUUGUGAUCACAGAGAAGCCAAAGAAGAAUGAGAUAGCCACCAUACCUACAGGGACCACAGAUUCAGUGGGGGAUUUGAAGAAGGAAUCUGAGGUUGAAUUUGAGCAGUCUGAACAGUCAAGCUCUAGUGACUCAGAAUACCUGGAUGGCCAGGAUGGCGAAGAUGAAAACUGGCAAGCAGGAAGUAUCAGAGACAGAGAAGGAAGAAGCUACAUAGUUGGUGAAGAAGAAGAAGCUCCGUCAGUAUCAGAUAUACCAGAGUCACCACAGAUUGUAGAUAGAGAAAAGAGACGAAGGAGAGGCCCUUCUAGAUAUGGUAUUGUCAAUAUGUGUUACUACUUCCAUAGCAGAGGAUGA